Molecule: messenger RNA, 768 nt
Organism: Toxorhynchites rutilus septentrionalis
Lineage: Eukaryota; Metazoa; Arthropoda; Insecta; Diptera; Culicidae
Exons: 1
Coding region: 1-768 (255 amino acids)
Source: RefSeq, a predicted model, not a curated record
AUGCCACCAACAACGAGAAAUACUUCGCUGAAGGCACUACAAACAAGGUUGAGGUCUCUGCAAGAGAUGUUUAACGAUAUAUGCCGAUUUUUGAACACUGUGGAGGAAGAAACAAUUGCAACUCGUGUUUCAGUACGACUUGAGAAACUUGAGGAAUUAUGGGAGAAGGUGAAUGAAGCAAUCAUUGACAUCGAAAUGCACGACGACUACACCGCGGAAGAUAAUACGUAUUCCAACCAACGUUCUGAUUUUGGUAAUCGGUAUUAUGAGGCGAAAUCGAUAUUACUCGAGAAAAUGAAGGAAUUGGAGGGUAGAUCUGAUACGAAUGCAAUUACCCAAGGGCUUGAUUUGAUGAAACAAUCGACUAUCGAUCACGUUCGACUCCCACAAAUUAAAUGGCAAACAUUCGAUGGCAAUAUUGAUGAGUGGUUGAGUUUUAGAGACCUAUACCUGUCGUUGAUACACCAUAAGACCGAUUUACCAGACGUAGAAAAAUUCCACUACCUGAAGGGUUGCUUAAAAGGAGAGGCGAAAGCGCUCGUAGAUCCGCUUCCAAUCACAAAGGGUAACUACCAGAUAGCAUGGGAUACGUUGAUGAAACGUUACAACAGCAAAUUGCUUAAACGGAGACAGAUUCAGGCACUGUUUGAAAUUCCAACUCUGGCGAAUGAAUCUGAAAUACUACUACAAGCGUUGUUGGAGGGCUUUGAGCGUAGCAUCCAUACAUUGGACCAACUGGUUGAAUCGGCAGAGAAUUGGAGCUCUUAG